Messenger RNA from Anguilla rostrata (American eel), 1993 nucleotides. RefSeq names its product RAB42, member RAS oncogene family a (gene rab42a). The transcript is spliced from 2 exons. Gene Ontology annotation, molecular function: GTPase activity; GTP binding. Gene Ontology annotation, biological process: Rab protein signal transduction; vesicle-mediated transport. Gene Ontology annotation, cellular component: Golgi apparatus. Bases 144 to 800 code for a protein of 218 amino acids. Lineage: Eukaryota; Metazoa; Chordata; Actinopteri; Anguilliformes; Anguillidae. The record is from RefSeq and is a predicted model, not a curated record.
GCUACCACAUGACUGCAGCCCUUCUGCGCGCGCACGUACACACUUCAUGACUGGGCAGCAGGCUUUCGCUGGCUUGAUGUAAACAGAGUGUAGCUUCGCUUUGUUACCGCAUCUCCGGGGUUGCGUCUCGCUCCAGCCAUGCGAUGGAUAUUUUAUGGCAAUACCAAUUCAGAAUCAUUCUGCUAGGGGACUCAACUGUGGGGAAAUCGUCUUUGCUUAAGCGCUUCACGGACGGAAUCUACAGCGAUGUGGCGGAUCCGACAGUCGGUGUCGAUUUCUAUGCCCGGUCGCUGGAAAUUGAACCGGGGGUGAAAAUCAAACUGCAGCUUUGGGAUACGGCUGGACAGGAGCGGUUUAGGUCAAUCACCACCUCCUACUACCGCAACUCGGUGGGCGGGCUGCUGGUGUUCGACCUGACCAAUCGCAAGACGUUCGAGCACGUGAGGGAGUGGCACCGGGAGGUGAGCGAGCACGUGCUGCCGCACCACAUGGUCUACAUCCUGGUCGGGCACAAGAGCGACCUGGGCCGCGACCGCAAGGUGAGGCGGGAGGAGGCGGAGGACCUGGCGGCGGCGCUGGGCGUGCGCUACGUGGAGACCUCGGCCAAGUGCAACAGCAACGUGGACCGGGCCUUCGAGCUGCUCACCCGGGACGUCUACGAGCUGAUGAAGAUGGGCGAGAUCAGCACCCGCGAGGGCUGGGACGGCGUCAAGAGCGGCCUGAGCGCCAAGGCGCUCUACCCCGCCGAGCAGGAGGAGGAGGAGGCGGCGGCCCAGCGGGAGAAGAGCUGCAACUGCUGACUGACCUUUGACCUCCGACCCCAUUUGCCCCCCCCUGACAAAAAUCUCCUUCCAGCCACUCUUUUCCCCCCUUCGGUCCACCCUCGGUGAGGUGGCAGGACUUAGCUCCCCCUGUGACAUCAUCGCCCCUCACGCGUUGGACGGCCUUUCGCUGAGGAAGCGCUGCGCCUGCCCUGCCGCACCUCUGACCUGCGCGCGCGUGCGGUUAGCGGCUGUGCUCGUGCAGAGUGCCGUCGGGUUCAGGUUCAGGAGGCGCCUGGCUCUCCCCCCUCAGAGGAUCCGCCCGUCUUCUCGGAACUGCAAGCUGGCAGCCCUUUCUUUUCCCCCCUCCCUCGAGAUGUUGCACUUUGGAGCUAGUUGCCAUGGUCCCCCCCCCACCCCCCCCGUUUCUUCCAGUUUCCCCCGUUGGGACAGUUGGAGCUGCUGUACCUUUUCCCCAGCAGAGAAAGGCUGUGCUUAUAGGCAUUAGAUCAGUCUCUCGUGAGAGGUGGAACAUUUCUCAGACAGGACUGGCAAACAAGAUGUAAAAUAAACACCUCAUUUAACCCCCCACCCCCCCUCCCCGCCCGCACAACCACUACCAAAGUGGUGUACCAGCAACAUAUGUGCCAAAAUGUUGUUUGCUUUAAAUCUCAUGCUAUCGUAGAGUAUGUAUGUAUAUUUGAGGACGAUUCCUACACUGUACAUAUUUUACUUAUGAAUGAAUCAUCUGCAAUACAUUUUUCUUUUUGCAUUAAUGUCAUCUCUAAUGAUGCACUAAAAUGGAGUCCUACAGUGCAGUCCAUGCUGUUGUUCCCCUUAAAUUUGCAGCUAAAAAAUUCCCUUAAACACCUGCCUUCCUGAAACCUGAAAGUGAUAAAAGAUGAACUGAAGAUACAAAAAAAUAUGUAAAUAACUCAAGAUGCAAUGAAUGCUGUGGGUCACACUACAAUUAUAACUAUAUAAACAGUGAUGAAAUUGUGAAAUUUAUAUAAUAGACCAGCGCUAUUUAAAAUAUGCAGAUAUGGUGGUGACAGGGUACUUAAAUUACUGGGAAGUGAGUGACAAUUGAUUGACUAUUUGACGUGUCAGAAAUAUCAGGUGUGACUGGUAGGGAUAAGUAGAUGAUUAUUAUGAAUUGUGGUUUAUCUUCUGAUUCUUUGUGGAACUAGGCCUUCAUUGUGCAAAGCCAGCAGUGUUUUCAGUGUUUCCCA